Anas platyrhynchos (mallard) is the source of this 781-nucleotide messenger RNA. It is a transcript of the gene B2M, whose product is annotated as beta-2-microglobulin. Lineage: Eukaryota; Metazoa; Chordata; Aves; Anseriformes; Anatidae. The record is from RefSeq and is marked provisional.
GGGCUGGCGGCCAAGGCGGCGAUCGUGGCCCUGGUGGCGCUGGUGGCGCUGCUCGGCCAGGGGCAGGCCAAAGCGGCCCCCAAGGUGCAGGUGUACUCCCGGCACCCCGCCACCGCCGGCACCGAGAACAUCCUCAACUGCUACGUGGAGGGCUUCCAUCCCCCCAAGAUCGACAUCGCCCUGCUGAAGAAUGGGGAGCCCAUGAAGGACGUCAAGUACAACGACAUGUCCUUCGGGGACGACUGGACCUUCCAGCGCCUGGUGUACGCCCCCUUCACGCCCACCAAGAGCGAUGUCUACACCUGCAGGGUCGACCACGAGGCCUUCACGGAGCCGCAGUCCUUCAGAUGGGAGCCAGACUUCUAAGAUGUGCCAGGGAUAAUCAUGAUCUGAAGAAUUUUUCCCUGCAAGCCUAAAUGAAUUUGAGCUUCUGUCCUUUCUACAUAUGGAAAAGAGCAAUUGUCUUCAUCAUGAAAUUCCUUCUCUUCACAAUGCUAGGGGUCGCCUACAGUUAACAGUGGUUGUCUGAACUCGGGUUCCUGGCCUCCUUCACCAUGAAAUUAAAAUACUGAGGAAUUUGGCAUCAGAGGAAAAGUGGGCUGGGAAGGGCCUGAACACUGCGGCACGUGGCAGAUGUUCUGCAAGCGCAGUCAUGCUGUGCUGUUGAACCAUCCCUGACCUGGUGGUUAGGAUGGAGAUGCAAAGUGAGCUGAUCUGGGGGGGGAAGGAGGGGGGAAUUCUGAAAAUUUGGCUGUGUACCAGGAGAUUUGUAAUGCAAAUU